AUUAUUUUCUUUGGUCUAUCCGCUUGCCGGUGGACUGGAGUGGAGUGGCGGUGGCGGUGGCGCACACUCGCGGCGGCUCGUGCGCCCCUCCGCCUAUCGCCGCCGGCGGCCGGCCACCCACCCUCGAACGCCGCGGUGACGCCGGUGAGUUCUCGCUGCCCUAUCCCCUAAACCAGAUUUUCCGAGCGGUGCCAUGAGAGUCCGUCGAGUUCGCCUGAGCCAUUCAACUCCGCCGUGAGGGUGGGGGUCUCCGACGUGCCCGUCGGCGCGAUUCCGGGAAGCCGCCGCCGCCGUCGUCCUGCCACUGGGGCUGCCUCAAUCAGGUGCUCUGUUUGCAGCGCCAUCCACGAGACGGGUUUAUCCCAUUAGCCCACUACCUUUCCCUACAUUUCUCUCUUCUUCGCCGCAGCUCGAUUUGCACAAGUUCGGUUUCAUGAUUUUUCUUUCAACACCAAAGCGAAUAGCAUUACAUCAGAAUCUGUGCAUGUUCAUGCGCAGUUUCAUUCUUUGGACGAUGAAUCACCGUACAUUGAAAGUAUAUUUAAGUUUAUAACUGGGAAUUGUUGUUUGAAACUGAAUAGGGAUGUUGGCAGGCUGGGAAACAUUGGCUUCCUGUCCUGCGAGUGUCAUUCAUUCGUUGAUCAAAGUGUUAUUAGUGGUUACCUUCAUGCAGUGGCCAGCCACUGCUAUCGUUGUUGUUCCGAAUUCAAACUGUUUUACCUUCGACAACAAUAGCCGCCUUGUGGACUUUGCAGAUCUAAUCGGGAAGAACUUUGAAUAUAAUGAAAAGGGCUCAGUACCUUCUGAUUUGGUUGUCCAGUUCUGCAAAGAUGUGCAGAGAAGAUCUCAAGCGGGAUAUACGGACUUUGGACGUUUUAUCAGUUCUCGCUCUUUUAUAACUGGUUCACAGCCUAUUGACUUUAUUCAGACAUUCCAAUAUGGAGAUCUAGUGCACUGUGAAACUACUUUUGAGAAGAUGGGCCGCACAUCACAGGUAAACAUCAUAUGCGGUCAAUGCCCAAAUAAAGAAUGCAAAGGCAAACAAGGAUGCAUCUGUAGUAUAUCUUAUGAUGAACUGAUGUGCAGGGUGACUGUUGAACUUGCUAUCCCAUGUCCUAAAAGUGGUCCAAGAGUAUUUAAGGGUUUCACUGUCGGAUUCCAUCCCCGGUCAUCAGAGUUGGUUUAUAAUGGAUUGACUCAACUGGGAUUUGAGCAAUCUCAUCAUGAGUUCAGCUUUCAGGGUGAGCAGAGUCAUGUAUCCCUGUAUCUUAGUGCAGUGUUUUCACUCUCAGGACUUGUUGGAAAACCUUCCUUGAAGGUUAAUCCAGUUAAAGGGCUUGAUGUGACACUGACAGGAUCAGGGACCAACGGUGCUAUGCCUACUACCCUGUCCCCUACAAUUCUGAAUGUGAUCUGGAGAUGUGAAAUCGCGCGGAGCAGUCCUUAUGAGGUCAACAUUUUGAUUCCAGUAGAAGGCUAUGAUCCAAUUGAAUUUACGCUCACCAAAGAAUGUGUUCAUAUACAAGAAAAAGAGAGUAAUCCAAUGAGAGGCUGGGCAACAUUUGGGAUUAUUUCUUGCAUGUAUGUGUGCCUUGAACUUUGUAAAUUAGCUUCACAGCAAUGCUUCAUUGUGUUGUCAAGUCUACUUUGUUGUGGAGGUUUCAUCUACAAAACACGUGUCCAACAUCAGUCUGGUUUAUAUGCGCUGCCUGGGAUGACCAUCUUGUCUGCCUUCCUAGAUGCGGUUGGUGGACCAAGCUACAUGAGAGCAGAUGAUCAUGGCGGAAACCAUGCAAGCCAAGCAUCAUGGGAACGCAUGCCUGGUACCUCACAAGCAGCAGAGCAUGGCACCAAAGAUAGGAGAUACGGAUCACUUUGAACUGAACGAUGCUUUAGUUUUUGAGGGUUGCUUUUUUGUAAGUUUGAAGUAUUCUGUAAUCAGACAAACUCUGCACUUCAUCUGCAGUUGAGCUUCCGAAGCAUUGCUUAUCAUCUUUUCAGCUUAGAUGGUGUUAUGAAUUGUGGUGGUGGAUCAUUCAGCAUGCCACCAUCGUCAUCGCCAUCCGAUCGACGUGCAUGCUCAUUAGCAGAUACUAGACCUCUGUUCUUAGAUAGUGCUCCCUCCAGUUUUUAAUGCUCAACAUUAUUGACUUUGGACAUAUGUUUAAUGAUUUAUCUUAUUAAAAAACUUAUGUAAUUAUAAUUUAUUUUGUUA
Oryza sativa Japonica Group (Japanese rice) is the source of this 2215-nucleotide messenger RNA. The record is from RefSeq and is a predicted model, not a curated record. NCBI's taxonomy places the organism in Eukaryota, Viridiplantae, Streptophyta, Magnoliopsida, Poales, Poaceae.